AUGGCUGGACCUGGCGGUGGUUUGGACGGGGUUGGGGGGGCUCUGAGCAGCUCCUGGGAUCACGUGCAAGGAGCUGGGCGCAGCGGGAAGCCGCCGGCCGUCCCCAGCGUGCCCCAGCUCGACAGCGCUCCAGGCCUCGCUCUGCCCCUCCUGGCGGACAGAGCAAGAAGGACAGAGGAAUCGAAAUCCCCCGGCAGCUGGGGAGGGGUCCCAGCGCCUUCAUCCCGGCGGAAGAGCCGGCGGCAGCUCUUCAUCGAGGCCUUCGUCUCGGCGGGCAGGGUGGACAACAUCGCCAUGGUCAUGGGGCUGCACCCUCAGUAUCUCAGCAGCUUCUGGAAGACCCAGUACCUCCUGUUGCGCAUGGACGGGCCCCUGCCCUACCACAAGCGCCACUACAUUGCCAUCAUGGCGGCAGCCCGGCACCAGUGCUCCUACCUGGUGGGUUUGCACAUGGGGGAGUUUCUGCAGGUGGGGGGCAACCCUGCGUGGCUGCAGGGGCUGCACUGCGCCCCCCAAAAGCUGAGGAACCUCAACGAGAUCAACAAGCUCCUGGCGCACCGGCCCUGGCUCAUCACCAAGGAGCACAUCGAGGCUCUCCUGAAGACGGGGGAGAACAGCUGGUCCCUGGCGGAGCUGGUGCAGGCCCUGGUGCUCCUCACCCACUACCACUCGCUCGCCUCCUUCGUCUUUGGCUGCGGCAUCAACCCCGAGGCAGAGCAGGACGGGGGGCCCAGCUGCCAGCCCCCCUCGCCCCCCAGCCACAGCAGCCCAUGACGGCAUGGGGGGCUCUGGGGUAAGGGGGGGCUUUGCUUUGCAGGGAGAGGUAAAGAUGCCAUGCGGGAGGUGGAGAUGCUGAUGGAGAGGAUGAAACUGCUGCAAGAAAGCCAGCUGGAGGAAGAGGGGGUCACGCAGGAGGAGAUGGCGACACGCUUUGAGCUGGAGAAGACGGAGAGCUUGCUGGUUGCUCCCUCAGAUAUUGCGGAUCACUCCCUGCAGUCCAACGUCCUGUGCUUCGUGGAGGACCCCGAGUUCGGCUACAAGGACUUCACACGCCGGGGCGAGCAGGCACCCCCCACUUUCCGCGCGCAGGAUUACACCUGGGAAGAUCACGGCUACUCACUAAUCAACCGCCUCUACCCCGAUGUGGGACAGCUCCUGGAUGAGAAGUUCCAGGUGGUCUACAACCUGACGUACAACACCAUCGCCAUGCACUGCGGUGUAGACACCUCCAUGCUCCGGAGGGCCAUCUGGAACUACGUCCACUGCGUCUUUGGGAUCCGCUAUGACGACUAUGAUUACGGGGAGGUCAACCAGCUCUUGGAGCGCAGCUUGAAAAUCUACAUUAAGACAGUGGCCUGCUACCCGGAGAAGACAACCAAACGGAUGUACACGCAGUUCUGGAGGCACUUCAAGCACUCGGAGAAGGUGCUGCCCCUUCCCCUCGUCCUGGGAGCGUGA
This is a messenger RNA of Struthio camelus australis, 1458 nucleotides long. Lineage: Eukaryota; Metazoa; Chordata; Aves; Struthioniformes; Struthionidae. The record is from RefSeq and is a predicted model, not a curated record.